AUGCAAAAUUCAAGCAAAAAAGAAAUACUAAAACUUGAAACUGAAAUGACAAAGAUACAACUGGUUACUAAAGUUGUUACCGACCUAGAAAAUCAAUUCAAGAAUAUUUCGAAGGAAAUUUUAGAUUUAGGAAAAAAAAUUGAUGAAAUAAAAAAUCUAAAAAUUGAUGUAGAUUCCAAAAUGGAUCAAAAAGUUGAAAAAAUUAAAAAAGAUAUUCAGUUAUUAAGAGAAUAUGUCGAAAAUGAGGACAAAAAAUUGAAUAUGGGUAUUGACAAAAUAAAUGAAAUUAUUGGAACCAAACUUAAAGAAAUAAUAAUUGGAAAUCUCAAAGCAGAAAUUGAACAAGUGGAAGAUAAAAUUGAAAAUAUAAAUACAGCUAAACUAGACAAAGUAAAUAAUCUUCUCAAUGGACAAAACCUGGUGGAAGUACCGUUGACAAGAAGACGGGUGAUAGUAUCUCUUGAAUCUACAGUUCCAACUAAAAUUAGGAAAUUAAAUGAAGAAUUAAAGAAAAUAGAAGUAGAAGGGUUAGGUAAUGUCGAAAAUAAAACAAAUAUCUAA
Molecule: messenger RNA, 561 nt
Organism: Ceutorhynchus assimilis (cabbage seed weevil)
Lineage: Eukaryota; Metazoa; Arthropoda; Insecta; Coleoptera; Curculionidae
Source: the annotation of a GenBank genome assembly